Molecule: messenger RNA, 873 nt
Organism: Cutaneotrichosporon cavernicola
Lineage: Eukaryota; Fungi; Basidiomycota; Tremellomycetes; Trichosporonales; Trichosporonaceae
Exons: 3
Coding region: 1-873 (290 amino acids)
Molecular function (GO): acetylpyruvate hydrolase activity
Source: RefSeq, a predicted model, not a curated record
AUGGCCUCAUACGCUCGUCUUGUCCGCUUCGUCCCCAAAUCAGGCGGUGCGCCGUUGAUCGGCGAGCCUGUCGACAGUGCGGUCGACGUCGGUCUCGCUAGCUUCGAAGGCAAGCCCAUCGAGGUCAAUGUCUUUUCUGGCUCGUCGGUAAUCAAUCCGGGCGAGAAGACUGGCAAGACGGCGACGGUCGAGCGCCUCCUCUCACCUCUCGCCCAAGCCGAGGUUGGCACCAUCCGCUGUAUCGGCCUCAACUACCGCUCGCACGCAGAGGAGGUCAACAUGCCCGUGCCAUCUGUGCCGACCGUGUUCAUGAAGCCUGCACAGGCACUCGCGGACCCGUACCCCGCUCCGACAGUCAUCCCGCGCGUGUUCGUCAAGGAUGACGCGGCUGACUACGAGUCCGAGCUCGUCCUUGUUAUUGGCAAGGACGCCAAGGACGUUCCCGAGGCCGACGCGCUCGACUACCUCGCCGGAUACACGGCUUGCAACGAUGUGUCGUCCCGUGUCCAGCAGUUUGCGACGACGCAGUGGACGUUCUCCAAGUCGUUUGACGGGGCUUGCCCUAUCGGACCGGCGUUUGUGUCCAAGGACGCUGUCAAGGAUUUCGGCAAGUUGGCAAUCAAGGGUAUCCACAACGGCAACGUUGUGCAGGAGAGCACCAUGGACGACCUCAUCUUCUCUGUGCCAAAGAUCAUCUCGUUCCUGUCGCAGGGGAGCACGCUACCAGCCGGCACUAUUAUUAUUACUGGCACACCCGCUGGCGUCGGAUGGGGCAAGAACCCCAAGAGUCUCCUGCGUGACGGUGACGACUUCCGUGUGAGCAUAACCGGCGGCAUCGGCACCCUUAUCAACAAGAUUGUUGAGGAGAAAUAG